This is a messenger RNA of Exaiptasia diaphana, 1335 nucleotides long. RefSeq names its product cyclin-dependent kinase 9. Gene Ontology annotation, cellular component: nucleus. The transcript has 4 exons. Gene Ontology annotation, biological process: protein phosphorylation. NCBI's taxonomy places the organism in Eukaryota, Metazoa, Cnidaria, Anthozoa, Actiniaria, Aiptasiidae. The record is from RefSeq and is a predicted model, not a curated record. Gene Ontology annotation, molecular function: ATP binding; cyclin-dependent protein serine/threonine kinase activity. The coding region runs from base 91 to 1212 and encodes 373 amino acids.
UUUGCCGGUUUAGAGGGACAACGUGGUUUGGGUAACGUGUUGUCUUUUCUUACCAAAAACCCAUUUAAACAUUGCUAAACCUACAUACUCAUGAGCAAAGAUACUAAGGAUGACUUUCCAUACUGUCACGAGGUCUCAAAAUACGAAAAACUCGCCAAAAUUGGCCAAGGAACGUUCGGCGAGGUUUUCAAGGCAAGGAGCAGGAAAAACCCGAAAGAAAUGGUCGCCCUCAAGAAAGUCCUUAUGGACAACGAAAAAGAGGGGUUCCCAAUCACUGCUCUGAGGGAAAUUAAGAUUCUCCAGCUUCUUAAGCAUGAAAAUGUGGUUAACUUGUUGGAGAUCUGCCGUACUAAAGCCCAACCUUACAAUCGCAACAAAGCCAGCAUAUAUUUGGURUUUGAAUUCUGUGAGCAUGACUUAGCUGGACUUUUGAACAAUCCUGCUGUAAAAUUCUCUGCAUCUGAGAUGAAAAAGCUCAGCCAGAUGYUGUUGAAUGCAUUAUAUUUCAUUCAUAGUAACAAGAUAUUACAUAGAGACAUGAAAGCUGCCAAUGUCCUUAUUACUAAAAAUGGAAUACUGAAACUGGCAGAUUUUGGACUUGCAAGAGCUAUUCACAUCAACAAAGAACAAAAACAACGAUACACAAAUCGAGUUGUAACCUUGUGGUACCGUCCACCUGAACUGCUUCUUGGAGAGAGAAAUUAUGGUCCUCCAAUUGAYUUAUGGGGAGCAGGGUGUAUUAUGGCAGAGCUGUGGACACGUAGACCAAUCAUGCAAGGAAAUACUGAACAGAAUCAAUUAACUUUAGUUUCACACUUGUGUGGGUCUAUUACAUCUGAAGUGUGGCCAGGCGUUGACAAGCUUGAGCUCUUCAGCAAGCUUGUACUACCAGAACAUCAAAGAAGACGUGUAAAAGAACGCCUUCGCACCUAUGUAAAGGAUCAGUAUGCUUUGGACUUGCUUGACAAAAUGUUGACACUAGACCCUGCACAGCGUAUCGAUGCUGAUACAGCUCUGAACCAUGACUACUUUUGGACAGAUCCAAUGCCCACCGAUCUCAGUCGGACUUUGGCACUACAUAAUCAGUCAAUGUUUGAAUAYCUYGCUCCWCCAAGGCAUGGAGGUCCAAGGCCCGCUGUGGCAUCUAAACCGGGUGCAGCACCUCAACAAAGUAUUGUACAGAGUACYGGAACAUUUGAUAGAGUCUUCUAGUGUGAAUCAGAAAUAUUUAAAAUGGUCUCAUUUUAAAUUGGGAAAUGACGUGGAGACAUGACCUCGCAUAGUACUGACAGUUAUCACUAUAAUUAAUGCUUCAUGAAACAAUGUAUGGAUAUC